GCACUGGCCAGGGACUCAUUUGGCACAGCCUUUCUGAAAAACUUUCUUGUUGUGUUUGUCUGGUUCUGCCUCAGUUGUGUAAAUGGCAGUGCUGUCAUCACCUUCUUCAAACACCAGGUAUUUUACAAGGACCCUCGCUAUAUCCUCUUCAUUCACAUGGUUAUCAGCGAUGCCAUCCAGCUCACCGUUACAGUAACCAUCUUCUUGCUCAGCUACAUCGUCUACACCAUCAACGUGUCGUUCUGCUGUUUUUUCAUCCUAGUGGCUGUCUUCACCACAAGGAGCACACCCAUUAACCUUGCUGGCAUGGCUAUAGAGCGAUACAUUGCCGUCUGCAACCCUUUGCGCCACUCCCAGAUUUGCACGGUGAAAUGGACCUACAUGCUCAUUGGUUUCACCUGGUUCCUGUGCGUUACCCCGGACAUAGCUGACCUGUUCGUUACUUUGGCUACGGAGUCCAUCGCCUUUUUCCGCACUUCAGUCUUCUGUAUCCGACAGAACGUGUUCAGGGACCCCAGACUGAGUUACAGGAGGCAGGUGUUCGAUGCCCUGUAUUUCUCCUUGGUGUUUCUCACCUUGGUGUACACCUACCUGCGGGUGAUGUAUGCUGCCAAGGCUCUGUCCACAAAGAAAGUUUCAGCCCAGAGGGCCAGGAAGACCAUCCUGCUCCACGGGGUGCAGCUCUUUAUGUGCAUGCUCUCCUACGUCUCCUCCAGCAUAGAGAUUGUCGUCAGCACGGCCUUACCAAGCCGCUCUUCAGAAAUUCGCUACGCCACCUACCUAACCGUGUUUAUCCUUCCUCGAUUCCUCAGCCCCAUCAUCUAUGGAGUCCGAGACAAAACAUUUUCUAAAUACUUGAAGAGAGAUUUUAUUUGUCACAAACAUACAGUCAAUCCUGGUAAUGUACUGCACAUCAGAACACAGGAGAAUAAAAUGGGAUGA
Messenger RNA from Scleropages formosus (Asian bonytongue), 942 nucleotides. Its product is annotated as odorant receptor 131-2-like. The record is from RefSeq and is a predicted model, not a curated record. Gene Ontology annotation, biological process: detection of chemical stimulus involved in sensory perception of smell; G protein-coupled receptor signaling pathway. Gene Ontology annotation, cellular component: membrane. Lineage: Eukaryota; Metazoa; Chordata; Actinopteri; Osteoglossiformes; Osteoglossidae. The transcript has a single exon. Bases 157 to 942 code for a protein of 261 amino acids. Gene Ontology annotation, molecular function: odorant binding; olfactory receptor activity; G protein-coupled receptor activity.